Dreissena polymorpha is the source of this 2210-nucleotide messenger RNA. Its product is annotated as myeloid differentiation primary response protein MyD88-like. Bases 180 to 1742 code for a protein of 520 amino acids. Gene Ontology annotation, biological process: MyD88-dependent toll-like receptor signaling pathway; positive regulation of canonical NF-kappaB signal transduction. The record is from RefSeq and is a predicted model, not a curated record. Gene Ontology annotation, molecular function: TIR domain binding. The transcript is spliced from 7 exons. NCBI's taxonomy places the organism in Eukaryota, Metazoa, Mollusca, Bivalvia, Myida, Dreissenidae.
UUGAAUGCUUUUACUGGAAUAACUAUUUAAGCCUCGCGACGAUAAUCAGUUUAUACCAACCAUACGCGGAAAAAUAAUACCAUGUAGUGAUUAAGUUGUUUAUAGAAGGUCGAUCAACACACUGAACGAAGAUUUCAGAAACCCACUCGUCGCUUUAGAGAGUCGUUUUGCACGUGAAAAUGGCGACUGCACAGCCGCCGGAGAGUGGUGAGGCUACGGCACUUCCGGAAGAAUACCUUUCGCUACCACUAAGGGCGCUGCGGAUGUCUGCGCGCCGGAAGUUUGCAAAGUUCCUGGAUCUAGAGGGAACCCUUAUUGUCGCAAUGCACAAUGGUCUUGAGAUUGACAUUGAGAACGGUUUCAGCGGAAUGGCAGAGUUGGCAGGUUUCGAUUAUCACGAUAUCAUGAACUUCAAGAGAUCCUCGAGUCCAACUAUGCAGUUUCUUGAGGCAUGGACCGACAACGCAACGAUAGGAAACCUCUGGAAGUUUCUGAUCACCCUGGAACGUUAUGACGUCAUUUCGGACUGUCGGCGAUGUAUACUUAAUGACUGCAAGGUGUAUCAUCAGGCCCUACAAGACGCGCUAGAAGCAGAGAGGUUCCAGAUAGAUAGAAUACAGGAUCCCACAGUGACCAAUUCGGACAUGAUAGUGGACGAAACUAAAUAUGCUACCAGAGAUGACGUGAUAUCCGGCACGCGAACAAAGUACGAUGCGUUUCUGUGUUACACACAGGAGGAAGCUGACAUCAAGUUUGUCAAAAAUAUUAUUCGGGUACUGGAAGUGGAAAGGGGUCUAAAACUCUUCGUUCCGGGCCGCGACGACCUGCCGGGAGCCGCUCAAAACUCGGUCUCCGCAUACUUGAUCGAGAGGAGGUGCAAACGUGUCGUAAUCCUGAUUUCCCGAGCGUUCUUACAGAGCUCUGCGUGUGACUUCCAAGUGCGCUUUGCGCAGGCGCUAUCGCCAGGCGUCAGAAGCAAACGUCUGAUACCAAUCAUCCUAGAAAAGGGGGUACUAGUUCCCAGAAUUCUCCGCUUUCUAGCCGCCUGCGAUUUCACAAAGACAGAUAUGAUCGAUUGGAUCUGGGACCGCCUGGAGUCGGCCAUAAAAGCGCCCAUGGGACCGGAAACGUUCUUCGCACCGGAAGACGAGGAGAAUCCAUUCCGUCCUGAUUUGAACAUUAAUUUUACUCAUUGGCGUCCACUGGACGAGAUUCGAACGAUUCCAUCGGUGUCCAACAUCGAUGAGGGAUCGGACACAGAUGUUAAACAGCAACCGCAAACGCCGCCAAUGACCCCUGCUGAUCACAACGUGGCCACUGAGUCGUCAUGGUCUUCUUCCACUCAGAGUCAACAAAGUAUCACGGACAACCGGAAUACAAGCAGUUCUUCUUCUUCCGGCUCUAGACCGCCAACGCCACAAAAGAAGUUGACCAAGAAAAAAGGCAUGUUCCGAAACCCUUUUAAAGCAAGAAAAAAACAGGAAUCCACUAGCAGGGAGCCGGAAUCAGCGUCCAUGGAUGGGUGUGUGUCGAUGGGCCAAGAUGCCCUGCAAUGCAUGUCCGGAUCGAGCAUGGCGCGGGAGCCAGGCGAGAACUCGUACUACUUUUCCAGAGAGAGCAACAGCAGGGCCGCGAUGUCGAUGAGAUCGAGCUUAAGUGACAAUGAAAUGCAGCGUGAUCCGGUGGAGUCGUCGUAUUAUUCCGCCAUGGACCACGAUUCCGAGCAGUAUGUGUUUGUUUAAGCUUCGGCGUGUUGUCUGUUUUAGUACUGACAGGACUACUUCCAUAAUACGCCGCGAACUUUUGCCAAGACAUUUUAAUAUUGCAGAUUGUUAAAAAGGCCGCGAUGCGGUGCAUUUAUAUCUAAGAUUUCAAGUUGAUUUUAUUCUGCGGUAUGAUAUCGUUAGCAACACGACAGUCAAGCGUAGCGUAGUUUGGAAUGGUAUCGUGAGCAGUUUAAUUUACAACAAUCAACGAUCACAUGUUUCAACAGACUUGUGCAUUCAUAAUAUGUUAUGUGUACAAUAGAAAAUGUACAAACUUUGUUAUGCACAAACUAUUUUAUGUAUUGGUUGGGAGACAGGUUCUUAUAGUCGAUUAUAGUGGUUGUUAAUUAUUAAACAUGUUUGACAAUAUCUAGUACACUAUUACAGGGCACUUAAGUUUUCAUUGUAUAUGUUUGUCGUUAAUUAAAAGUUUUUCACAAUAAA